Salvia hispanica is the source of this 1389-nucleotide messenger RNA. Its product is annotated as UDP-glycosyltransferase 86A1-like. NCBI's taxonomy places the organism in Eukaryota, Viridiplantae, Streptophyta, Magnoliopsida, Lamiales, Lamiaceae. The record is from RefSeq and is a predicted model, not a curated record. Gene Ontology annotation, molecular function: quercetin 3-O-glucosyltransferase activity; quercetin 7-O-glucosyltransferase activity.
AUGGGAGAGAAAAAGCUUCAUGCCAUUAUGAUUGGUUUCUGCUACCAAGGCCACACCACCCCCUUCACCAAUCUGGCUAUCAACCUUGCUUCCAACGGAUGCGCCGUCACCUUCGUCCAAACCGAGUCCGUCCACUACAUGUUAUGCAAAGCCAACGGCGUCAACGCUGCGAACGGUGAUCCCUUUGUCGGUACAAAUCUCGACAUACGUUACGCCACCAUCAGCGAUGGGCUGCCCCCGGACUUUAACAGGCUCCUCUACUUCGACGACCACUGGGAUUCCAUGUACCGCCACUUCCCAUCUCACAUGGAUGAAGUCGUCGGAAGCAUAAUCAGCUCGGACUCGGAGUUCCUUCAUUUCUUGGUGGCUGACACUUUCUAUUCUUGGCCGGCAGCUAUUGCUAAAAAAUACAACAUCUUGAACGUCUCCUUCUGGACACAGCCGGCUCUCGUAUUCGCCAUAGACUAUCACUUGGAUGUCUUGAAAGAGAGAGGCUAUUUCCCAAUUAAAGGUGAUGAGCAGAAGAAAGUGAUCGAUUUUAUACCGGGGGUUCGACCAAUCGAGGCCAAGGAUUUGAUGUCAUAUUUCCACGAUCAGGACGUGAGGAGCACGACCAGCAGGAUUGUGUGGGAUGCAUUUGAGCAGGUGAAGUAUGCUGAUUUUAUUCUCAUCAACACUCUACACGAGCUCGAGCAUGAAGCGGUUUCUGCUAUGAACCGAAAGCAGCCUACUUACGCAAUUGGUCCUAUCAACUUCACCAAAUCUGUUGUCCCAAAGAGCCUAUGGCCUGAAACAGAUUGCGCGAAUUGGCUCGGUUCAAAGGCCCCCGGCUCUGUUUUGUAUUUUUCGUUCGGCAGUAUUGCUCAGAGCAACAAGCAGCUUGCUGAGGAGAUAGCCCACGGGCUUCUCCUCAGUGGAGUUCACUUUGUUUGGGUGAUUCGCGAUGCCGCACAAGUUUUACCCGAUGGAUUUGAGGAUGAGAGCAAGGAUCAAGGGCUGAUCGUUUCGUGGUGCAAUCAGAAUGAAGUGCUCUCGAAUCCUGCCAUUGGAGGAUUCUUGACUCACUGUGGGUGGAACUCGAUUCUAGAAACAAUAUGGUGCGGCGUUCCUAUGAUCUGCUAUCCGUUUUACGUUGAUCAGCCGACUAACAGGAAACUAGUGGUUGAUGAGUGGAAGGUGGGGAUUAAUCUUUGCGAUGGAACAUCGGUUGAUCGGAAAGAAGUUGCAGAGAAGAUUAAGCAGUUGAUGAGUGCUGAAACUUCAAUCUCCCUGAGGAAUGAGAUGAAAAAAAUGAGGAUGCUGAUGCAUAAGGCAUUGGAUGAACAAGGGCCAUCGCAGGCAAUUUUUAUUCAAUUUCUCAAAGAUUUGAAGGUUAAGGCAGAGGCCUAA